Messenger RNA from Entrophospora sp. SA101, 3165 nucleotides. NCBI's taxonomy places the organism in Eukaryota, Fungi, Glomeromycota, Glomeromycetes, Entrophosporales, Entrophosporaceae. The record is from the annotation of a GenBank genome assembly.
AUGUCAACCGCAGAAAUUAAUCAAUCAAAUGAUUACACAUCAAAAAAAAAUAUAUUGCUUACAGAUCAUGAUGACGAUGAUUAUGGUUUAUUUCUGAAAAAUAAUUCCGACAUUCCCAACCACAAUUCUAACAUUCCUAAUUCUAUUUUGAAUAAAAAAAACGCAAAACAACCUAGAACUUCAAUAGAUUCUGUUAGUUCGGAAAGAACACUAAUUUUUGAAGAGCCAGACGAAGAAUACUUACCGACGCAAAAUUUACUUGAUCAACGUAUCAAUAAUGAAUUUCUAGUGCUAAUGAUCAUCGUCUCCAUAAUAUCAUAUGUCGUUGGAUAUUAUGAUUUGACUUUUGUUUGGUUGAAAAGAGGUGACGGUGAAACAGUUGAAUGGUUAAAUUAUUUACUUCAACAAGUAUGGAGAACAUUUGAUCCAUCUUUAUUAAUUGGUCUUAGAGAUAUGUUAGAAGAUGCAAUGUCUCGUAGUUCCCCAUCAUUUGUUAAAGCAACAGAUAUCGAAUCAUUUGAAAUUGGUUUAAUUGCUCCAAGAAUUGAAAAUAUAAAAAUAUUAGCAAGACGUGAAGAUGAAGACGAUGAAGACAUUGGUGAAGCAACAUUUUCAUUUAGAGCGAAAUCGUCAGCACAUAAACCACAAGAUUCUCCACCACAUAUAUUAGCAUGGAUAAAAACCGGAAUUUCAGCAACUAUCCCGAUCAAAGUUGAACUAACCGGUUUUGUUGCUUCGAUUCAUUUUGAAAUAAAAAUUACUGGCGGUCCACCAUUUUUAUCGACUUGUAGAUUUAGUUUUUUGAAAUUUCCGAUUUAUGAAACUAGUAUUAUGCCUUUGAUACCAAUGAAUAUCGCUCAAUUCCCCAUUAUAAAACAAUUUAUUAGAAAUACAGUGCAAACAGUUUUAGAAGAAUUUACUUAUCCAAAAUUUAUUGAUAUUGACCUUGAACAAAUGCUGUCAGGAGAUGAUAUUUUACAUGAUACUGAAACACUUGGAAUAAUGAGAGUAGAUAUUUACGAAGCAAGGAAUUUAACAAAAGUAGAUGUACACGGGGAAAAUGACCCAUACGUGAUGUUGUCACUUGAUCCAGCACCAUACGCACACACGCAUAUGUCAACUCGAGUGAUAGAAAAUUGUGCAAGUCCGAUUUGGCAUGAAACUUUUUUUCUCAAAAUGCCACAAAUGGAUAUUGUUGACGAACAUGUCAAGUUUAAGUUGGGUGUUAUGGAUUGGGAUAGAUUAACUACUGAUGAUCAUAUUGGAUCGAUGUGGAUUGAUAUUAAAGAUUAUAUUGGAAAUGGUGAUAAACAAAUCAAAAUACAUGACGGUUGGGCAACUCUUCAUCAGAAACCAACAGAUCCAGUUUCUCAUGGUCAACUAAAAUGUAGACUUGAAUUUUUCCCAAAAUUACCUAAUGAUAUGACUGAUCCUUCUCUAACCGCUGGUAUUUUAGGUUUACAAAUUCAUCAAGGAAUGAAUUUACAAUUAACGGCUGCACCAUAUAAUGAUGAUUCAUCAACAAUAUCAAUGGCUGAUAAUCAUUAUAAUAUAAAUUAUCCAAAUCCAUACGUGGUUGUCUAUUUGAAUGAUGCUAUAGUAUAUCGUACUAGAGCAAAAUUAAACAAUAUUGCACCAUAUUGGAAUGCAUCAACAGAACAAUUUGUCAAAGAUUGGAGAAAAGCAAUAGUAAGAGUUGUAGUCAAAGAUCAAAAGGAUUUAGAGUAUGAUCCUGUUAUUGGUAUGGUUACUGUACAACUCAAAGACAUAUUUGAUAAAAAAGAUAAAAAGAAGGAAUUAUCAAAAUGGUAUCCACUUCGUCAUGGAGUAGGAUGUGGUAAAGUGAGAUUGAGCUUUCUAUUUAAAGCUAUUGAUAUAAAAUUGCCACCUGAAGAAAGGGGAUAUGAUGUCGGAACAUUAUUUGCUCAUUCGUUUGUUGCAGAAGAUUUACAUGCUUCUUUAAGAACAAAACAUAACUUAUAUUUAGUAUUAUCGUUAAAUCAAUCUGAAAUUAAACUAACAACCCAAGUAUCAAAAAGAUCAAAUCCACCAACUUGGUUAUGCAAUAACGACAAUAACAACGAUCAGUCAACAUCACAUUCAAAUGAUAAUAACCAACAAGAACAAUUUCAAGUAGCAAUAUUUAAAAGAUACAGAACAUCAUUAAUUGUCAAGGUGAAACGUAGAGGUAUAUUUGGAAUGAAUUCUACGGUGGGAGUGGCGGAACUUCGGCUAAAAAAUAUUACAGAUUGUUUGGAACAAGAAAUUGAAGUACCAAUUUUUGAAGGUUAUGAUCCUAAUUUUAUACUCGAAAAUGAUUUCAAAAUAAUUUCUGGCGGAAAUGAUGAUCUCGAUGAUUGUGGAAAUGGAAGUGAGCAAGAAGGCGUAAAAAAAGGUAAUAGUGAUAAUGAUAAUGUAGGCAAUAAAUCAAGAACUACCGCUUCUUGUAAUAGUAGUGCUGCUAGUGCUACUGGUGACAGUAGCAAAAAAGCAAAAUCACUAUCUAGUGAGGUUGAUGGCUUUGCGGACAACGCUAACAACUGUGAUGACGAUAAUGACGAUCAACAACAGCAUCAAGAAGAAGUAUCUAAUUCAAAGAUUGAUAAUAAUAAUAAUAGUGGUAGUCAUCAGAAUGAUUCCAACAACAUCACUACUCAAAACACUCCAACCACCACCACUACCACAAUCGCUGACAAUUCUACAAGCACUUCAGCUACUAUCGCCGAUGCUUCCAAUAACUCCACCAGCGCUGUGAAUAAUCAUAAACAUAAAGUUAUUGGCCAUUUAAAAUUCAAAGUCUACUUUAAACCAGGUUUAUCAUUAGCACACGAAGAAGAUGUUAAAAAGAAAUUGACCGGUGCAGAUAUAAGCAUUCUAUUUAAUAAUUCCAAUGAUAAUAAUAGUCCUAGUAGUACAGUUUGUGGUGACUAUGAAUCAUUUAUUCAUAAUAAUAAUAAUGAUAUGAUGUCAACAAGAGAAAGGGGAUUACGUAAAUGUGGAGGUGGAGGCGAAGUUGGAUCCGAUGAAAGAAGAAUUAAUAGAGUACAUAGUCGCAAAACUAUGAGACAAUUACAAUGGUUUAAAGAUUUACUUAAAGCCAAAGUUGUUUUAAUGGCAGGUAAAAGAAAUUGGGAAGAAUAUGAUAAGGUUGAACAAGAACUUUAA